CCAUAUUAGUCUAUAAAUAAUAUAUUAUUAUUAUUAUAACUUCAUAAAACUUGCACUUUUUUUCUUCUAUUUUGUUUGCAUUAUUUGAAAGAAAUUGCCUCAAUUCUUAUUCUAUUUUUAUCAAUCAUCUUGACAAAACAUUCAUAGGAUUUACUAAAUCCUUGUCCAUUUCUAAAGGGUGAGAAGAAGAAUGUGUCAAAAUAACUACCAUUAUCAUCCUCGUCACGAUCACUCUCAACCUUGUUUGCAUUGUAACCCACAUAGCUACAUUAGGAUGGUUCAACAUAUGAUAGAAAGGUGCUUGCUUCUUCAAAUGGACCGUGAGCAGUGUAUCAAGGCUUUAGCAGAACAUGCAAAAAUCAAGCCAAUAAUCACACUUACAGUGUGGAGGGAGCUUUUGAAAGAAAACAGGGAUUUUUUCCAAACAUAUUUCCAUGGCGUCUCCCCAACUCCGCUUAUAAACAUGUUCAAGCAUCACCAAGACUCACAAGAAGGCGAUACUGGAGGUGACCACAUAAAAAAAAAUUAGGUUUGUUGUACGUAGCGUGCUAGCUAUAUAUAGCUAGCUAGAUAUAUACUCCGUACAUACGUAGUACUACUAGUACUAGUUUGAUACAAUUCGAUAGACAUUAUGUAUAAGCUCUAUGAUCUUAAUUAGCUUGUUGAUCGAUGAGUUAAUUGUACCUAAUUAAUGAUCGAUUCGUAUAGUUGAAUCGCCUUAAUGAUCGUUUUAGACAUAACACUACAAGAA
Messenger RNA from Spinacia oleracea (spinach), 751 nucleotides. RefSeq lists its product as uncharacterized. The transcript is spliced from 4 exons. Lineage: Eukaryota; Viridiplantae; Streptophyta; Magnoliopsida; Caryophyllales; Amaranthaceae. The record is from RefSeq and is a predicted model, not a curated record. Bases 191 to 529 code for a protein of 112 amino acids.